CAGAGAGCGAACGUCAGCGCAAGACUGACUGCAUUUUUAUUUGUUUAUAGAUUUGGUGCAUCUCAAACGCACUGUCAUCGAUUCUUUGAGCACCACACGUAUUCAGUUUUGUUUUUCUUUCUCUCUAUGGAGUUGUUGUCGCUUCUGUCAUGGGCCUGCAUCGUGUUUACAGUCGGGAUGUUCUCGACUGGACUGUCCGACUUGAAAAAAAUUUGGGAAACCAAAAGUACCGACAACAUUCAGUUCCUACCCUUCCUCACCACCUGUCUUAAUAACCUGGGCUGGUUGUAUUACGGGAUGCUGAAGAGGGACCAAACCAUUGUUUUGGUGAAUGUCAUCGGGGCCUCCCUGCAGAUACUGUAUAUCAUCGUGUUCAUCCACUACACAAAGCAGAAGAAGCCGUUCUUGUCCCAGACGUUGUUUGCAGGUGGAGUUUUGGCUGGAGGCUGGUUCUACUUCUCCACAUUUCUUCCAGAAGGUGAAACACGACUCAACCAGCUUGGCCUGACGUGCAGUGCCAUCACCGUCAGCAUGUACCUGUCCCCGCUCACAGAUCUGGUAAACAUCGUGCGCAGCCGUAACGUGCAGUGUUUGUCCUUCCCUUUGACUGUAGCCACCUUCUUCACCUCCACUUCCUGGGUCUUCUAUGGCCAACAGCUGAAUGACUACUACAUUAUGGUCCCCAACACACCCGGCAUCCUGACCAGUAUUAUCCGUUUUUAUUUAUUCUGGAAAUUUGCCCCUAGUUCAAGCUCACCUGGUUACAAGUCAAUGGCAAUGUGAAAAAUGGACAGAAAAAGUUACACGAACUCGGGAAUGUGGUUAUAGCCAAAUGUGUUUAGUUGCACAGAGCCUGUCAGACAUUAAAGGAGACAUAUUAUGCUAAAUUGACUUUCAUAAGCUUUUAACCAUGUUGUAAUGGUUUCCCCUCAUAGUUGUGAUUUUAUUUAUUCAUAUCUGUUUGAGGAAUUCCGUAUUGCAAGUGCUUCACAAAUAGGUGACACACAUUUUCUACAAAUAUUAAAAAAUGGUCUUCUAAAUGAUUACUAAAUACCAUAAAACGAAUAAUAUGUCUUCUUUAAAGGUGCAUUAUGUGUGUUUUCUGAUGGGAGGGGUCCGCCUUCUGCUUGUCUCCAUGGAUAUGUCAUCGCUUUGUUUGGAAAAUUCCACAGUUUGGCAUUAAACCUAACUAUGCAGGUGCUUUUAUCCCCAAAAAUACCUUGGAUAACAUGGUAGCUUCUCACCUGAUUGGUCACCUGCUUCUCUCCAUGAACAUAGAUAAGUUUAAUGCUAUACUGUGGAAAAUAGUUGGCGAAGCUGUAAUGUCUCCAUGUAAACAAGCAGAUAGCAGAACCCCACCAUGAAACGUGACAUAGUGCACCUUUUAAGUUUGUUUUUACUGUGUAUGUUGUGUCUAUCUCCUUAAGUGCCUUUUUACGAGCCCAAGGCAGCUCAAAAACAAUAGCAACAACACCAGCGUUCAUUCUAAAGGCUGGAUCUUAUCUGGCCACAUCAGAUUAGCCAAAGACGUUUGUAGCACAAGUUGCCUGCUAUUGUGAUUAUUGUUACUUUGUGUGUUGAUAAAACCUGUUUAGGGGGAUUGUGAAUUUGUACAUGUUGCCUUAUGGACCUUGUAACUUUGUCUCGAUGUUUACAACAAUCAAUAGUGGUUAAAUAUUAGUAACUUUAUCACAUGAAGAAUAUCUAUGAAUUAUUUUGAUACAGAGCCACUUCCUGUUUAUGGUAUUUUUCUAAGCAGUUUUUCAUGAGAUUACAGAUAUCAACUUUGGGAACAGUAAAGCGUUUGUUUACGAGAAUAUGGUCA
This is a messenger RNA of Periophthalmus magnuspinnatus, 1825 nucleotides long. It is a transcript of the gene slc50a1, whose product is annotated as solute carrier family 50 member 1. Gene Ontology annotation, biological process: carbohydrate transport. The transcript is spliced from 6 exons. The record is from RefSeq and is a predicted model, not a curated record. The coding region runs from base 127 to 783 and encodes 218 amino acids. Gene Ontology annotation, cellular component: membrane. Lineage: Eukaryota; Metazoa; Chordata; Actinopteri; Gobiiformes; Gobiidae. Gene Ontology annotation, molecular function: sugar transmembrane transporter activity.